Molecule: messenger RNA, 1537 nt
Organism: Megalops cyprinoides (Indo-Pacific tarpon)
Lineage: Eukaryota; Metazoa; Chordata; Actinopteri; Elopiformes; Megalopidae
Product: tenomodulin-like
Exons: 7
Coding region: 50-943 (297 amino acids)
Biological process (GO): negative regulation of endothelial cell proliferation; negative regulation of angiogenesis
Source: RefSeq, a predicted model, not a curated record
UAUCUCAGCGAGGCACACAGUGUCAGAAAGCCCCCUCCAAGAAGACAGCAUGGAAACAAACUGUCAAUCCAGCAGCCAGGAAGCUCUUUGGAGAGAUGUUGAAGUCGGGACAGAGAAAAAAAACAGGUUCCGGAGCUACCAGCUGGGGGCGAUAGUGCUGAGCCUGGUCCUUCUGUCACUGACGCUGUGCGUCUUCAGCAUGAAGCAGUUCUGGACCCCAAGUCCCACAAAGGUGUACGACCUUCAUUACAAGGUAGUGCUGGAUGGUGCAGAGAUGGACAGCGUCAUGGAGAUUGAUCCCGCUCACCGCAUCGAGAUCUUCCGGAUGGGCAAUGACACUGAUGAAGUCCUGGAGAUCCAUGAUUUCAAAAAUGGAAUGACAGGGAUUCGGUUUUCCAAACAACAGAGAUGCUACAUCAGGAGCCAGACCAAGGAGCUGCCCACACUGUCAAUGAUGGAGCCACAAGAUGCUGAAAUGCUGGUGGAGGCCCCCGAUGCGAAGGUGAAUGAGCCGCAGGUGUGGAUCCCCUCCGCAGAGCCCAUCGCCAGCCGCGCCUUCCUGCUCAACUCCAAGAUCUCUGAAAUCUGCCAGCACCUGCCAAUACAUUGGAUCCACCCCUCCCCUCUGAUAGAGGCGGAAUUCCAUGACAUUGAGGAUCUGGAGGAGCCCCCGAAGGUCAGAGGUCAACGUCAGGUCAGAGAUGUUCUGGACCACCAGCCCGUCAAUGACUAUAGAGACGUCGGACUGGAGCUUGACAACCGGCUGGACGACAGGGGAUACUGUUGCCAGCACUGUCGCCAGGGUUACCGCUACUGCCGGCGCUACCAUGAGCCCCUGGGCGGCUUCUGGCCCUACCCAUACUACUACCAGGGUGGCCGCGUGAUCUGCCAGAUCGUCAUGCCCUGCAACUGGUGGAUCGCUCGCAUGCUCGGAAGGGUUUAAACAGGGACUGUCGUGUCCGGGUCACCAGCAAUUAGGGACUGUGUCCCUGUGGAUAUCUGCAGACUCCGGCUGUAUAGUUUGUGCUCUGGUUAUCUGGUGCUAUUAAAUAAUGAUAAAACAGACAGAGUCUUUACAGCAGCGGCAGGAGGGGAGCGUUUCUAAGGUUCUCAUUAGAUUUGUCUGAUUCGUUUUGUGGAGUGGAGAGGCACCUGCAGUGCAUUGACAAAUACCAGAAACCACAGGCGUUCAACACAUUGCCGUUCCCAUUCAUCGCUGCCGCCCACUAAUGUAGUUCUCGCGCUCUCUUUUAUAAUGAGUGGGAAGGGUACGAUCAUCAGGCAUAUAUCUUUCCAUGUAUGCUCUUUCCACAUUUUAUUUUUGCACGCUUUGAUUUAGACAUGCUUGAAAACCAUAGCUCUCAUUUUAUUCACUUCUCAUAUUUGUAUUAAAGACAUGUGCCGCUAUGCAGUGCUGUUUUAUUUGUGUACUUCAUGGUGUCACUUCUAGAGCAGUGCUUCCAUUGUUUGUGUCAUUUUCUGUUCCUCUGUCACGUCCCUGGGUCUGAAAUCCAUUGUCUUUAAAUAUUAAUAUAAG